Molecule: messenger RNA, 2054 nt
Organism: Cynara cardunculus var. scolymus (artichoke)
Lineage: Eukaryota; Viridiplantae; Streptophyta; Magnoliopsida; Asterales; Asteraceae
Product: protein NRT1/ PTR FAMILY 1.2-like
Exons: 4
Coding region: 276-2054 (592 amino acids)
Biological process (GO): oligopeptide transport; transmembrane transport
Cellular component (GO): plasma membrane
Molecular function (GO): transmembrane transporter activity
Source: RefSeq, a predicted model, not a curated record
UAAGCUUGCACCAGAACUUCUAUAGAUAACUGAUGCAAUUGCCCAGAUUCAUUAGAGCCUGUCUUCUCGGAAACAGUCUUUUUGUCUUUUGAGACAGAGGAAAGGUCUGCACAUAUCCUACCUACUUCAACACUGCAUCUGGGUGCUUAUUUGGUUUGGUUUCUUUAUCCUUAUCGAACGAUAUAGACACUUUAUAAAGUAGUUGGUUAUCAAUACAAGAAAGACUUGUUUUAAUCUGUGUUCUUGUUAUACUGUACAUAAAAAAGGAGAGAGAGAUGGAGGUUUGUUUGACAGAAGAAGAACGAGAUGUGGAACAGGAGAAGUCAUCAGGACUGCAAAAGGGUGGUCUAAUAACCAUGCCAUUCAUCAUAGCCAAUGAAUCAUUUGAGAAAGUGGCAAGUUUUGGGGUAGUGCCAAACAUGAUAACAUACCUCACAUCGGAUUACCACAUGGGAAUCGCCCAGGGCACGACCGUGCUCUUAAACUGGAUGGCUGCUACCAAUUUAUUACCCAUCGUUGGUGCUUUCCUCUCUGAUUCCUUUCUUGGACGCUUCCUCACUAUUUUUCUUGGUUCUAUCUUCAGUCUCCUGGGGAUGAUCCUUCUAUGGUUGACGACAGUGAUCCCAGGCGCAAAACCGAUUUUUUGUGAUAUCCAGGUCCCUCAGUCUUGUAAAUCACCGACGUUCAUCCAGUACACGCUCCUCUUUUCAGCCUUCGGUUUUAUGUCUAUUGGAGCUGGUGGGGUAAGACCGUGUUCCUUAGCAUUUGGAGCAGAUCAAAUAGACCGCAAAGAUAAUCCCAAGAGAGAGAGGGUAUUAGAGAGCUUCUUUGGCUGGUACUACGCGACCGCCAUUAUGGCUGUUUUGAUUGCAUUUACGGGUAUUGUCUAUAUUCAAGAGCAAUAUGGAUGGAGAGUUGGUUUCGGGAUCCCAGUAAUUCUCAUGUUCUUUUCUACAAUCCUAUUUGUCGUUGCUUAUCCUCUGUAUUACAUGGCAAAGGUUGAAAGAAGCAUGUUUACUAGCUUUUGCCAAGUGAUAUUGGUGGCUUGGAAAAACAGAAAGCUCACCUUACCUUCUCUGACUGAUGGCUCAUGGUAUAAUCGGAAUGAUACGGAGGUUAAUACCCCCACAGAGACCUUGAGGUUCUUGAAUAAAGCUUGCAUCUGUAAGGAACCUGAAGAGAUGAGCAAAGGAGUUUCCAAAGAUCCAUGGAGCCUCUGCACAGUAGAGCAGGUUGAAGAGCUAAAGGCGCUUAUUAAAGUGAUACCAUUAUGGUCUUCCAGUAUCAUGUUAUCUGUGACCAUGAACCAAAGUACAUUUCCAGUCCUCCAAGCUAACAGCAUGGAUAGACAUAUCACUUCAAGCUUUGAAAUCCCAGCAGGCUCCUUUUCCUUCUUCUCAAUAAUAACCAUAAUGGUUUGGGUUGUACUAUAUGACCGAGUGAUCAUCCCCUUAUUGUCAAAAAUCAGAGGGAAACCGGUAUAUAUCAGUGUAAAACUAAGAAUGGGGGUUGGUCUUAUUUUCUCAAUAACAGCCAUGGUGAUUUCUGGGAUCAUAGAACACACGCGGAAAACCAAAGCAAUUGAAGAAGGAUUUUUGAACAACUCUCAGGCGGUGGUAAAUAUGUCGGCUAUGUGGCUUAUUCCACAGCAUGUCCUCAAUGGAUUAGCAGAUGCUUUGAACAUUAUAGGCCAAACGGAGUUCUACUAUUCUGAAUUCCCAAAGAGUAUGUCGAGUAUUGCAUCUUCUCUUUACUUGCUUGGGUCCGGUGUGGCAAGCUUGUUGGCUAGUUUUAUCCUAAGCACUGUGGCUGGUCUUACCAAAGGGGAGGGAAAAGAGAGUUGGAUUUCUAGCAAUAUAAACAAGGGUCACUAUGAUAAGUACUAUUGGCUUCUUGCUAUAAUGAGUUCUGUAAAUUUCUUUUAUUAUGUCGUGUGUAGUUGCACUUAUGGUUCUUGUGCAGAUAGAGUGGUUGUAGAGGGUGCGAAAAUUGAUAAUUUCGCAGAAGAAAAGGAAUCAGAAGUUGAGCAAUUAUCUGAGACAAGAUCUACAUAG